Molecule: messenger RNA, 3298 nt
Organism: Equus quagga
Lineage: Eukaryota; Metazoa; Chordata; Mammalia; Perissodactyla; Equidae
Gene: GAS8
Product: growth arrest specific 8
Exons: 22
Coding region: 150-3200 (1016 amino acids)
Biological process (GO): flagellated sperm motility; proteolysis
Cellular component (GO): microtubule; Golgi apparatus; motile cilium
Molecular function (GO): ATP hydrolysis activity; small GTPase binding; ATP binding
Source: RefSeq, a predicted model, not a curated record
UGAGGGUGUGGCGUCACGGUGGCCGGUUUGCCGCUACUUUGCGCGUGCGCGCGCCGAGGGGCGCGAGGCUUGCCGGGGGGCGAGAGGCGCCGGCUGGUGGUGGCGGUCGGCAGCCGAGCGGUGGCCGGGUCGCUCGCAGUGCUGUGGCGAUGCGGCGGUGCCCCAGGAGGCAGCAAGCUGGCCGGGACAGGCCUGAGGACCCUCGGAACCGUCCGGCAGGAACUGGUGAACCAAAAAAUGCUGGGCCUGGAGCAGAUGGAGGCCAGAGAGGAGGGAAGCAGGAUGACUCUGCCUGGUGGAAGCGGAUACAGAAGGGUGAGCUCCCCUGGGACGACAAGGAUUUCCGCAGUCUGGUGGUUUUGGGGGCAGGUGUUGCCUUCUACUUGUAUUUUCGAGAUCCUGGGAAAGAAAUCACGUGGAAGCACUUCGUGCAGUAUUACCUGGCGAGAGGUCUGGUGAGAGGAUUUACAGUCUGUCCUGGAAGGAGGUGGUGCACACGGUCUGUGAGCAGGAAUCCUAAGCAGUCCCAGCCUCGGGUGGACAGGCUGGAAGUCGUGAGCAAACAGUUUGUGCGUGUUAUUCCUGCCCCUGGGACCUCGUCCGAGACGUUCGUGUGGUUUAACAUCGGCAGUGUGGACAUCUUUGAGCGGAAUCUGACGAUGGCUCAGUGGGAGCUGGGCGUUGAGCCCCACAACCAGACGGCAGUGAUCUACACCACUGAGAGCGAUGGCUCUUUCUUGCGAAGCCUGGUGCCCACCCUCCUCCUGGUGGGCAUCCUCCUGUAUGCUGCGAGGAGGGGCCCGAUGGGGGCUGGGCGUGACAGGCGUGCAGGGGGCCUCUUCAGUGUUGGGGAGACGACGGCCAAGAUCCUAAAGAAGAACGUCAACGUGCGAUUUGCAGAUGUAGCUGGUUGUGAAGAAGCCAAACUGGAGAUUACAGAGUUUGUGAAUUUCCUGAAGAACCCCAAGCAGUAUCAGGACUUAGGAGCCAAAAUUCCAAAGGGAGCCGUGCUCACUGGUCCUGCUGGGACGGGCAAAACACUUCUUGCCAAAGCAACUGCCAGGGAGGCCAGCGUGCCUUUCAUCACUGUGAACGGGUCAGAGUUCCUGGAGCUGUUUGUCGGCGUCGGGCCAGCGAGGGUCCAUGACAUGUUUGCAAUGGCCCGAAAAAAUGCGCCUUGUAUCUUAUUCAUUGAUGAGAUUGAUGCUAUUGGCAGGAAGCAUGGCCGCGGGCACCUUGGAGGCCAGAGUGAGCAGGAGAACACGCUGAACCAGAUGCUCGUGGAGAUGGAUGGGUUCAACUCUAGCACGAAUGUCGUGGUGCUGGCUGGCACCAACCGCCCCGACAUCCUCGACCUGGCCCUGAUGCGGCGCGGCCGGUUUGACCGCCAGAUUUAUAUCAGCCCCCCUGACAUCAAAGGCAGGUCCUCCAUCUUCAAGGUCCACCUGCGUCCACUGAAGUUGGACAAGACCCUCAGCAAGGACACCUUGGUGAGGAAGCUGGCGGCACUGACUCCAGGCUUCACAGGUGCUGACAUUUCUAACGUUUGCAAUGAAGCAGCCCUGAUCGCCGCCUGCCACCUGAGUCUCUCUGUUCAGGAGAAGCACUUCGAGCAGGCCAUCGAGAGGGUCAUUGGAGGCCUUGAGAAGAAGACGCAGGUCCUGCAGCCCAGCGAGAAGGCGACCGUGGCCUACCAUGAGGCUGGACACGCGGUGGUGGGCUGGUUCCUGGAGCAUGCGGACCCCCUGCUGAAGGCACCCAAAAGGAAAGGGAAGAAAGGGAAAGGCAAAGGCACCCCGGUUGUUGAUGGGCUCGCUCCAGAGGACAUGAGCAAGGAGCAGGUGGAGGAGCACAUCAGCCGCAUCCGGGAGGAGCUGGACCGCGAGCGAGAGGAGCGCAACUACUUCCAGCUGGAGCGGGACAAGAUCCACACCUUCUGGGAGAUCACGCGGAGGCAGCUGGAGGAGAAGAAGGCCGAGCUGCGGAACAAAGACCGGGAGAUGGAGGAGGCUGAGGAGAGGCACCAGGUGGAGAUCAAGGUCUACAAGCAAAAGGUGAAGCACCUGCUGUACGAGCAUCAGAACAACCUGACAGAGAUGAAGGCCGAGGGCACGGUGGUCAUGAAGCUGGCCCAGAAGGAGCACUGCGCGCAGGAGGACGUGCUGCGCAAGGACAUGCGGGCACUGAAGGUGGAGCUCAAGGAGCAGGAGCUGGCCAACGAGGUGGUGGUGAAGAACCUGCGGCUGAGACACACCGAGGAGAUCACCAAGAUGCGGAGCGACUUCGAGAGGCAAGUGCGAGAAAUUGAGGCCAAGUAUGAUAAGAAGAUGAAGAUGCUUAGGGAUGAGCUCGACCUGCGGAGAAAGACUGAGAUCCACGAGGUGGAGGAAAGGAAGAACGGCCAGAUCAACAUGCUGAUGCAGCGGCACGAGGAGGCCUUCACGGACAUCAAGAACUACUACAAUGACAUCACCCUCAACAACCUGGCCCUCAUCAACUCCCUCAAGGAGCAGAUGGAGGACAUGCGGAAGAAAGAGGAGCACCUGGAGAAGGAGAUGGCGGAGGUGUCGGUGCAGAACAAGCGCCUGGCAGACCCCCUCCAGAAGGCUCGGGACGAGAUGAAUGAGAUGCAGAAGAAGCUCGGGAACUACGAGAGGGACAAGCAGGUCCUGGUCUGCACAAAAGCGCGUUUGAAGGUCACUGAGAAAGAGCUGAAGGGGCUGCAGUGGGAGCAUGAGGUGCUGGAGCAGCGGUUCAUGAAGCCCGUCCCACAGGUGCAGCAGGAACGGGAUGAGCUCUACCGGAAGUUCACUGCGGCCAUCCUGGAGGUGCAGCAGAAGGUGGGCUUCAAGAACCUGCUCCUGGAGCGCAAACUGCAGGCGCUGAACGCCGCCGUGGAGAAGAAAGAGGUGCAGUUCAACGAGGUGCUGGCGUCCUCCAACCUGGACCCGGCAGCCCUGAGUCUCGUGUCCCGCAAGCUGGAGGAUGUUCUGGAAUCAAAGAACAGCGCCAUCAAGGACUUGCAGUAUGAGCUGGCCCGAGUCUGCAAGGCCCACAACGACCUGCUUCGCACCUAUGAGGCAAAGCUCCUGGCCUUCGGGAUCCCCCUGGACAACGUGGGCUUCAAGCCCCUGGAGACAGCUGUGGUCGGGCAGACGCUGGGUCAGGGCCCCGCGGGACUCGUGGGCACCCCAACGUAGCCCCUGCCCGGGCUGGAGGACACCUCCUUUCAACCCUGAGGACGGCAGGCGUUUGUUUUUACAUUUGUGUUGCCAGCAAAUGAAGGCGCUUCACGUUG